GGCCCGCGGGGGAGCCGCGUCGCCGGCGCAGCGGUCGCCUCCCGGGCGCCCCGCGUGGAGAAGGCGGAGUGGGAGCAGGGAGGCUGCACCUCCGUCCACUCCGGAGGCUGGAUUCACGCAGCGGACUCCACGGAAAGCUCCCGUUCCCCAGCUUUUUUCGCCCAGAAUCACGCCCUUUGUUGAGCGUAGGCAGGGGCGGGGAGGAGACGGAGGGCGCGGAGGGAGGGCCCGCGGUGUGCCGCCCCCGCCCCGGUGUGCGCAGUCUGUCCGCUCCCUGCCCCGACCCAGCGCGCUGGCCCCGGGCUCUCUGGCACCCCGAUCUGGCGGCGCUGAAGGCGUCGGGCCGGGGGCGUUUGGACGGAUCCGUUCAGGUGGCUCUGAGUGCUGCUAGCUCUGGUGACCUUGGGUGCCGGCCGCGGAUGUGCCAGCCUCGCCGGCCAUGCCGCCCUCCAUCUCGGGCUUCCAGGCCGCCUACAUCAGCGUGGAGGUGCUCAUCGCCCUGGUCUCCGUGCCCGGGAACGUGCUGGUGAUCUGGGCGGUGAAGGUGAACCAGGCGCUGCGCGAUGCCACCUUCUGCUUCAUCGCCUCGCUGGCCGUGGCCGACGUGGCCGUGGGCGCCCUGGUCAUCCCACUCGCCAUCCUCAUCAACAUCGGGCCGCAGACCUACUUCCACACCUGCCUCAUGGUCGCCUGCCCCGUGCUCAUCCUCACCCAGAGCUCCAUCCUGGCCCUGCUGGCCAUCGCCGUGGACCGCUACCUCCGCGUCAAGAUCCCGCUCCGGUACAAGACGGUGGUGACGACGCGGAGGGCCAUGGUGGCCAUCGCCGGCUGCUGGCUCCUGUCGUUCGCGGUGGGCCUGACGCCCAUGUUCGGCUGGAACAAGCUGGGUGAGGCGCAGCGGGCCUGGGCGGCUAACGGCAGCGCAGGCGAGCCCGUGGUCACGUGCGAGUUUGAGGAGGUCAUCAGCAUGGAGUACAUGGUCUACUUCAACUUCUUCGUCUGGGUGCUGCCCCCGCUGCUGCUCAUGGUCCUCAUCUACCUGGAGGUCUUCUACCUGAUCCGCCGGCAGCUCAACAAGAAGGUGUCGGCCUCUGGGGGCGACCCACAGAAGUACUAUGGGAAGGAGCUGAAGAUCGCCAAGUCGCUGGCCCUCAUCCUCUUCCUCUUCGCCCUGAGCUGGCUGCCCCUGCACAUCCUCAACUGCAUCACGCUCUUCUGCCCCUCCUGCCACAAGCCCAGCCUCCUCAUCUACGUCGCCAUCUUCCUCACUCACAGCAACUCGGCCAUGAACCCCAUCGUCUACGCCUUCCGCAUCCGGAAGUUCCGGGUCACCUUCCUCAAGAUCUGGAACGACCAUUUCUGCGGCCAGCCCGCACCCCGCAAGGAUGAGGACCCCCCGGAAGAGAGGCCAGAUGACUAGACUCUCCCUGCUUUCCGCCAGAGCACCUCCACUCGGCCCCCGCCUGCCCGCAGUCCCACGGCCUCCGCGGGCCUCCCCGGCCCAGCCGUGGGGCGCCGGUGCCCUGUGCCUUGGGCCUGGCAGGCGGCUUGGGGGCAGUCCGUGGGGGGAUGGGUAACCUGAGGGAGGAGGAAAGUGGCCGGAGCCUCCCCACGUGCCGGGCCGGCCCACGGGCGGCCCUGGCUUCAGACAAAAGGCCUUGUGGGCUGGGGGUGGCGGGGGCUCGGCUCCUGUUUCAGCGGCGGGGGCCGUGCAGCCCCGGGCCAAGCUGGAGAGGAGGGGUCCCCUCCAUCAUGAGCGAAGGCGGGGAGCACAUGUCUGGGCCUUGCUUCCUUCCCUGUUCUGUGGGAGAAGGGGCCCAGCCGGAGGGCUGGGAACGAAGGGUCCUCAGGCCCUGCCUCCUGGAGCCGGGGCGCCUGCCUCCCAUGCGCUGAGUGGCCGGGGCUUGUACUUGGGAAAGAGGCAGAAACAGCAAAUCCAGAAAUCACGUCCAGCAUUCGCUCCCUCCUGCACCAGCCUGUGGACCCGCGGGGGCGGCCGCGGAGCCAGUGUGGAGUCUGGUGUGGGCCUCCCACGGCCACCAGGUGGCGGCACUGAGCAUCCCGAGCAGCAGCCUGGACUGGGACUGUCUGUUCUCUGGGCCACCAUCCAGCCCGAGCCGAGCCUGGAGCCUCCUAACACCCGUUGCUGCUGCUUCUGGGCCCGGUGGAGCCACGCCAGCGCUUGGGAGCAGUGGGCCUGCCUGGCAGGCGUGGACAAGGGAUGCAGCUGGCGGUGGGCCCUCCCCGGCUGAGGCGCGACAGGCUGGCGCGGCCCAGAGGAGCCCCCGGAAGUGUGGCUGGAGGUGCUGCUGGCCUUCAGAUCCCCUCAGUGGCCCCGGCCUUUGGCCUGGUUUUCAGGGGCUUUGGGGCUCUGAGCCGAGUCGAGGAUGUUGGGGUGUUUGGGCAAGGCCGCCCCUGCCAAACCUGGAGCCUCUUGUGCAGAGGGGAGGGGGGGCGGUGGCAGAGGCGGGGGACCCUGGGUGUGAACAGACUACAGGCCUUGACUCCCGGCCCCCCCUCUUCGGAGGGGGCUGGGCCCUGGCUCCCUGGGAGGCCACCGGCUAAUAAAAGACUGUGAACCCACCCACGCGGGGGUGACUGACCACCUGGUGGAGCGGAUGCGCGGGGAGCCGAGGAGUCGGGAGCGGGCCAGCGGGGAGGCUGCUGGGGCGAAGACGGGCCAGGGAGGGGCGUGUCUGUGCUCACACCUCUGACCCUGGGGCAGCCGGUCCUGCGAGGCCUCGCGUCGGGGAGGCCCCCGGGAGCCCUUGAGGCCCCUCCUACUGGGCCUUCCUUAGCGCGCCUUGUGUGGAGGC
Molecule: messenger RNA, 2816 nt
Organism: Pteronotus mesoamericanus
Lineage: Eukaryota; Metazoa; Chordata; Mammalia; Chiroptera; Mormoopidae
Gene: ADORA1
Product: adenosine A1 receptor
Exons: 3
Coding region: 440-1420 (326 amino acids)
Biological process (GO): G protein-coupled adenosine receptor signaling pathway
Cellular component (GO): synapse; dendrite; plasma membrane
Molecular function (GO): G protein-coupled adenosine receptor activity
Source: RefSeq, a predicted model, not a curated record